Messenger RNA from Strongylocentrotus purpuratus (purple sea urchin), 3407 nucleotides. RefSeq names its product b(0,+)-type amino acid transporter 1. Gene Ontology annotation, biological process: amino acid transmembrane transport. Gene Ontology annotation, cellular component: membrane. Gene Ontology annotation, molecular function: L-amino acid transmembrane transporter activity. Bases 108 to 1661 code for a protein of 517 amino acids. The record is from RefSeq and is a predicted model, not a curated record. The transcript has 13 exons. Lineage: Eukaryota; Metazoa; Echinodermata; Echinoidea; Camarodonta; Strongylocentrotidae.
CUUACCAGUCUUCCAACACAUCAAAGACCCCAGCCAGAUCUAGAGGUGUCGAUACCAAAGAUACCUUUUAAUUACAUCAGUAUAGGAGACUCAACUCAUCAGUUGCAAUGGAGACUCGGGAGAGAAGGACAAAUAAAACGAGUGGAUCAAACUCAGAGAAACAUGAGGAGACGAUGGGGAACGGGGAUGUUACAGAACCAGACAAUAAACAGGGCAAGGUUGCUAUGAAGAGGCAGGUGAGUCUCCUAAGUGGUAUUGCCCUCAUCGUUGGGACUAUGAUAGGUUCGGGUAUUUUCGUUUCGCCAAAAGGAGUUCUGAGACAAACUGAGAGUGUUGGCAUGAGCCUUGUCAUCUGGUUCCUAUGUGGUGUUCUCUCUACUAUAGGUGCCCUGUGCUAUGCUGAGCUAGGAACCCUGAUACCCAAGUCUGGCGGUGAAUACUCGUACAUAUUGGACACCUUUGGUUCUCCACUCGCCUUCUUGUUUGCUUGGGUAUCUACUCUUCUCGUCAGACCAUCUUCAGUUGCGAUCAUCAGUCUAAGUUUCGCAGAGUAUGUAGCAGCACCUUUCUUUGGAGGGGAGUGUGGCCCACCGGAUAAUAUCAUCAAGAUGUUUGCUGCAGUGUGUGUCAUUUUGAUUGUGGUCAUCAAUUGUGCCAGCGUCAAAUUGGCAACAGGUGUUCAAAACGUCUUCACGGUAGCCAAGCUUCUAGCUUUAGUUAUCAUCAUCAUUGUUGGGUUUAUUCAACUGGCACAAGGUAACACACAAUAUUUGGAUCCUAAGACAUCAUUCCAAGGUUCUACUGCUAAUGUAGCCGCAUAUGGGAUCGCUUUCUAUCAAGGACUGUGGGCAUAUGAUGGAUGGAAUCAGCUUAAUUACGUCACAGAAGAACUAAUUAAUCCCUAUAGAAAUCUUCCUCUUGCCAUUAUCAUUGGGAUUCCUAUGGUUACCGUACUGUAUCUAUUGGUUAAUAUCUCCUACUUUACCGUCAUGUCACCAGAAGAACUUCUACAAUCCAGUGCAGUCGCAGUGACGUUUGGUGACCGAACAUUGGGUGUCAUGGCAUGGAUAAUGCCUUUCUUUGUAGCAUGCUCUACCUUUGGCGCUGCUAAUGGAACAUUAUUUACGGGUGGAAGACUGGCGUACGUAGCAGCACGAGAAGGCCACAUGGUUGAAGUAUUGUCUAUGGUACAUGUGAAGAGAUUUACUCCUUUCCCUGCUAUGAUAUUCACGGCGAUUCUUUCCAUUGCAAUGCUUCUUCCCAGUGACUUUGAUACCCUGGUCAACUACUUCAGCUUUGCAGCCUGGAUGUUCUAUGGAAUCACGGUAUCGGCCCUGCUUUAUCUGAGAUACAAAUGGCCUGAUGCUCACAGACCUAUUAAGGUUCCCAUCGUGCUACCUAUCAUUGUGUUGAUAGCGGCUGUAUACCUCGUGAUUGCUCCUAUCAUUGAAGAACCAGCUCUGGAGUUUCUCUAUGCCUUCCUCUUCAUUCUAUCUGGUCUCAUCUUCUAUCUACCUUUCGUUUUCUACAAGAAGGAAUUGGGCUGCAUGAAAUACUUAACAGUAUUCCUCCAGCUGUUAUUUCAAGUAGCGCCCUCUAAGUACGUGGCUCCUGAAGAGGUUGAAGAAGAAGAAGAGGAAGCUAUCGUUGUGGAAUCAUGAGUGCUUUCUCACUAACAUCACCAACUUUACUCAUUUAUGAUGUAAUCAUUGUUGCACUGAGAUUGCACUUUUGUGAACUCUAAUUUGUUUGUACUGAAUUAUUGAAGGCUGACAAUGUCUUGAGGGAAAAAAAUGAGUAUCAUGCAAGGUUCCGAGGUUAUGAAUGUCAACCUUUGUUUCCUUUACAAUUUAACAUUUUAUGUAACGAAAUAGAAAUACAAAUAAUUUUCUCUGUAAAAUAGUUUUUGUAUUGCUGCUUUUGUGAUUGCUCUUCUUCAUUUCAUUACGAAAUUGGUUUUGUUUAUUGUGAUAAUGCUGUAAUCUAAUGUAUAUGUAACUCAGGAAUAUAAACACGUACGCCCUUUCAUAAAUCAGUAGACUAAAUAAGCUAAGCUAGAUUUUAUUUUGGCCGCUUUCGAGAAUAAGGAGUAUUAUUGGCCUUGGUGUUCAAUCCUUACAUGUAUACACCAAAAAUCAUCUCUUCCAUUUUUUUUUAUUCAUUUUCAAUUCUCUUGUAUAUAAUGUAAAAGUGUUCUUUGUAGAUUAUAUUCUUUAUUUGUUGUAUAUCAGUUGUCUUUUCCUUACACUGCUUCCGGGGACCAUGCCUUCUUCAGUCAUACUUCAGCUUUGUUCGCCUACUUCCUGUAAAAAAAGAAAAAGAAAAUAAGACAGAUAAUUAUAGGACUUACAUUAUGCAACGUUAUCAUCACCUUUAUAAUGAUCAGACUUAAGUUUGCAAGUUUGCAAGUUUGCAAGUUUUUCAUUUGGGGGGGGGGGGCCUUCUGCCGUAAGAUUCAUGUAAUAGAGAUUAACUCAGGAAUGAAUUCAUCUCGUUAUGCUGUAGAGUUACACAUUUGAUUAAUAAAGAAAAUCUGCAGAGAAAAUUUAAAAUGCAAAUGGUCAUUUCCUGUGUCCACAUCUGUUCAUACUUCAAUUCUAAGAACGUUGGCCAACCAUGCCUUAUGAAUGUUCAUUAGAAAAUAUAAUUCAUUAUUAAGAGAACAAAAUGACGGCAAUAAUAAUAUGUAAAACUAAACAAGACAAAGCAAAACAGAAAGAAAUAUAUGUGCGUGAUAGAAGUAUGUAUUUUAAGAGGGUGGUAAUUAUUAUUCGAAUAAUAUCUACUUACACAGGAUAGCAUCACUGCAACAACUGUUUUAUUCUUCUUUUCCAACGAAUUUCAUGAUUCCCUGACGGUUCUCCCACGGCUAUGACUCCUCCAAACUCGGGUACAUUGUUUUCGAUUGGUUAUACAGUUGCCAAGAUGAUGGAACAGUUGUUAUCAUCAAAGAGCCCACCUAUUCGUCUAGGGGUUUAACAGUGGGUAAAAUAUGAACAUAAUCCGGACACACGUUUGAUUCAAUCCAUCUGGAGAAAAGAUUUAAAUAUGUAUAUCCUUGUACAUGUAGUAUAAUUGAUGUACAUUUUUCAUUACUCAAGACCUUCUUUUUUGCCGAUGUUUCUGCAUUUAUUAAAAAAUGAGAUACGAAAUAUUCAAAUAACAAUGAUAGUAUAUAAUAUGUUGUUAAAUCACGCCUUUAUUUUAUAUAAAAGGAAUACAUGUGUACAUUUAAGACCAGGUCCAUUGCUCUUUUCGAAACCAUGGCAGGUCAAACUACAUUUAAAGGUACUUAGUAACAUUGUGAUGGUUGAUUUAACAAAUCUGUUGAAUCAGGAUGCAAAACACGUAAAAUUAUGUUUGUAUGUAUGGAUUAUCCAACUACGAUGCCCCGAAUCCGAAAUUAA